CGGUUGUCACUUCCUCCCCGCCAAGAAGCCGUUCGACGACCACCUAAACUCCACGCCUCUGCCCGCCAGGUAGCCAGACGCAGGGCCGUUCGUGGAGCUCCCUACUUCCUCUCCGCUAUUAUCUUUACCUGCGCCCCGCGCCACCUCGACCCCCACCAUGGAUUCCGCUGCUUCGACCCCCAGCGGCGACGACUUCGACUCCGAUGGCCCCUUUGGCUCCCCCUCAUCCCCGCCCGCCAGCAGCCCCGAUGUGCGGCCCAGUCUUGCCCCUGGCUCCCCUACAGAGGGCCGUCCUCCCGCUCGCUCCGUGUCCACCAGCGGUGCUACCGCCAAUAUGACGCCUUCGUCCACUCCGCUUGGCAACAUCAAUGCCGCACGGAAUCCUCGCCCCUCAAAUGCACCCACCAUUUCCAGCCGUGGCAGCGGUCUCAACGUCCCGCAGGAUAUAAUGGCAAGGAUGAAAGCGGUGCACCUCGGUCGACAAGGCGCGCCGCCCGGCAGAGCACCGAGUCAACCCGACGUCAUGUCGCCGGGUGGCGGUGGUCCUGCAUCUCCAGGUGGUCCCAUGUUUGGCAAUCCUGGGGGUGUGCCCCCAAACUUUCGCAUGCCUCCGCAGGUCAAACCCAGUAUGACCACUAUGAAGUCCGCGCCUGUCGUACCUGGUAGACCAGGUGGUGGCGCCAAACUUUCACUUGCUGAGAAACGUGGACUGAACCUAGCAGGAGGCCUCUCCGGAUCACCCGCUCCGAGCAACGGCACUGCACCUCCUGCUGGCAAGAGGAAAGGGCCUGGCCUUAAACUUGGGAAUAUACAUGGCGAAAAUUCCUCGACCGAUCCCCCUAAGCAGGAGUCUAUGAUGGACAAAUACAAAGAAUUCAUCGACAAGGAAACCGGAAGUCUUAAGUUUAAGGGCAAGGCUGUCCUCGACUCAAAAGGUGUGCAGUUCGCAAACGGCAUCACCUUCAACAUAUCGUUAGAUGAAGUGGACACACUCGAUGAACUGGGCAAGGGCAACUACGGCACCGUAUACAAAGUUAGACAUGCCCGGCCUCAAAUGAGGAAGCCAGGCCAAGGAUUGGCAGGUAACAAAGCGGCACCCGGCUCGCCGUCGCGUAAGAACUUCGAGGGCGAGGACUCCAGUCCGGCUGCGAACAAGACCUCGGGUGGGACUGGCAUCGUAAUGGCCAUGAAAGAAAUCCGGCUGGAGUUGGACGAAGCCAAAUUCGCGACGAUCAUCAUGGAGCUAGACGUCCUUCACCGCUGCGUCUCCCCGUACAUCAUCGACUUCUACGGCGCUUUCUUCCAGGAAGGUGCUGUUUACAUAUGUAUGGAAUUCAUGGAUGGCGGCUCGUUGGACAAGCUAUACGGGGAUGGCGUUCCGGAAAAUGUGCUGCGAAAGGUUACUCUGGCGACUGUUAUGGGACUGAAGUCGCUCAAGGAUGAUCACAACAUUAUUCACCGAGACGUGAAACCUACGAACGUCCUUGUCAACACCAGGGGUCAAAUCAAGAUCUGUGAUUUUGGCGUCAGUGGCAAUCUGGUCGCCAGUAUUGCGAAAACAAACAUUGGGUGUCAGAGUUACAUGGCGCCGGAGCGGAUUUCCUCCGGAGGCAUGGCUCAAGCAGGCGCAAGUGCUGGAGCUGGCACGUAUAGCGUGCAGAGUGAUAUCUGGAGUCUUGGUCUUACCAUCAUCGAAUGCGCUUUAGGCCGAUACCCAUAUCCACCUGAGACGUACAAUAACAUCUUCAGUCAGCUCAGCGCUAUCGUGGACGGCGACCCCCCGGAUCUUCCCGAAGAAGGCUAUUCAGAAACGGCUCGUGACUUUGUGCACGGGUGCUUGAACAAAAUUCCCAAGUUGCGUCCAACAUACGCAAACCUUCUGGAGCAUCCAUGGCUUGCGCCUCUCAUCAAGCCACACACCAUUCUUGAAGAGGAAGAGGAAGAGGAAGAGGCCGCCGUUGCUGCCGAACCUGAUGUGGCUGCUGGCGACAGGAGCACACCCGAGCCGAUCGAAGCCGUGCACGACCAGGAGGUGGCAGAUUGGGUGAAAGCUGCGAUUGAAAGACGGCGGCAAGGAAAGCUGGGCAAAGGGGCGGAGAAGCCUGCCUUGCAUGCGGCACCCUUAGAUGCUAUCAGCCCUCCGCUGAACGGCGGCCCCAAUGGGUUGGAGGAAGCAGCCCCCGCAACAACCGAAGAGUCAUAGGCGCACAAGACAACCUUUGCUACCAGAUUCGGACGUUUCCAACGUUCUCUCGACA
This is a messenger RNA of Paraphaeosphaeria sporulosa, 2258 nucleotides long. RefSeq names its product MAP kinase-like protein. The record is from RefSeq and is a predicted model, not a curated record. Gene Ontology annotation, biological process: protein phosphorylation; cellular hyperosmotic response; MAPK cascade. Bases 158 to 2203 code for a protein of 681 amino acids. Lineage: Eukaryota; Fungi; Ascomycota; Dothideomycetes; Pleosporales; Didymosphaeriaceae. Gene Ontology annotation, molecular function: ATP binding; MAP kinase kinase activity. The transcript has 3 exons.